Molecule: messenger RNA, 1694 nt
Organism: Solanum verrucosum
Lineage: Eukaryota; Viridiplantae; Streptophyta; Magnoliopsida; Solanales; Solanaceae
Product: methyltransferase FGSG_00040
Exons: 1
Coding region: 79-1689 (536 amino acids)
Molecular function (GO): protein binding
Source: RefSeq, a predicted model, not a curated record
GUAAAUUCGACCGUUACAUUUCCAUCUCAUUCAAAUAAUUUCAACAGAGAAAAUAUUGCUUCACUUGCAGAAAAAAAAAUGGAGGAAGAAGAAGAUAGAAUACAAAAUCUCAGAUCCAAAGCCACAGAGCUUUUACUCAGAAAAGAAUGGAAAGAUUCCAUUGAAGUUUACUCAGAGUUAAUCUCCCUUUGCCAUGACCAAAUCUCAAACCCCCAUCAAAAUCUUGAUCCAAACAACCUCCCAAAACUCAAAAAAUCCCUCUGUUUAGCUCUCUGUAACCGCGCUGAAGCUCGAUUAAAUCUUCAAGAUUAUCCUCAAGCUUUACAGGAUUGUAAUGAAGCUUCCCAAAUUGGAAACACCCAUUUCAAGACUCUGCUUUGUAAAGGUAAGAUUUUGCUAAGUCUCAAUCAAUAUGGGUUGGCCUUAGAUUGUUUUAAAAAAGCAAGUCUUGAUCCCAAUGAGUUAGAAAAUUAUGAAAUGCUUAAUGGGUAUUUAGAAAAGUGUAAAAAGUUUGAAUUUUUAUCAAGAACUGGUGCUUUUGAUAUCUCUGAUUGGGUAGUAAAUAAGUUUCAAGGAAAACCCCCUGAGCUAGCUGAGUACAUUGGUUCAAUUGAGAUUAAGAAAUCGGAUAUCAGUGGGCGUGGAUUGUUCGCAACAAAGAAUCUUGAUUGUGGGAACUUGUUGUUAGUUACUAAGGCUGUUGCUGUUGAAAGAGCUAUAGUACCUGAAUCUGUUUUUCAAGAUUCUAAGGAACAAGCUCAGUUGGAUAUGUGGAAGAAUUUCAUUGAUAAAAUCUUGGAAUCUAUCAAAAAAUGUGUACGAACGCGUGAUUUGAUUUGUAAGCUAUCAAAUGGUGAGAAUGAGGAUGAUUUGGAGGUUCCUGACAUUGAUCUAUUUAGGCCUGUGGGAGAAGAUAGUAGUACAUUUCAUGAUAAGAAGAUUGAUAAGGAAAAAUUGCUUAACAUUCUUGAUGUGAAUUCUCUUGUUGAGGAGUUGAUUUCCGCGAAAGUUCUUGGCAAAAACAGUGAUGUCCAUGGGAUUGGACUUUGGAUUUUGUCUUCAUUUAUCAACCAUUCAUGUGAUCCCAACGUGAGGCGUUCCCACAUUGGUGAUCACGUGACGAUUCAUGCUUGUAGAGACAUAAAAGCAGGCGAAGAGCUCACAUUCGCCUAUUUUGAUGUGUUUACACCCUUUAGAGACCGUGAAGAGAAGGCGAAAAACUGGGGCUUUGUUUGUAAAUGCAAAAGGUGUAAUCUUGAAAAGGGUGUUAGUUCAAAUCAAGAAAUGAUGGAAAUUGAGAUGUUUCUUGGUAAAGGACUAGACAAUGGAGGUGUAGUUUAUAGAUUGGAGGAAAAUAUGAGGAGAUGGAUGGUAAGGGGAAAAGGGAAAGGGUAUUUGAGAUCGUCAUUUUGGCGAGUGUAUUCAGAAGUUUACGAGUCAGAAAGAUCGUUGAGGAAAUGGGGAAGUAAAGUUCCAUUGAUGGAAAAUGUGUUGGAUAGUGUUGUGGAUGCAGUGGGAAGUGAUGAGAGAAUUGUGAAGUUGUUGAUGAGAGGAUUGAAGAGAAAAAAUGGACAUAAAGGGAAUGGGAUUGUAGAGAUGGAAAAAGCAAUGAAGUUGGGAAGGGGAUUGUAUGGUAAGAUAAUGAAGAAACAAACAUUGAGGACUAUACUAAUUCAGCUUGGUAACUAGAAAGG